UAACUACCUUAGGAGCGACUGUACUUACUACUAAUUCUAUAAGUGCCGACAGUUGCUAUCGUGUUGUCAUGAUUGCAUUACCUGAUCCUAUUGCUCCUACUGCUCCUACUGCUCCUACAGGUCCUACAGGUCCUACAGACCCCACAGUUCCUACUACUCCUACAGUUCCCACUACUCCCACUCGUCCUACUACUCCUACUAGUCGUACAACAUCUACUGGUUCUACUAAUCGAGGAACAUCUACUAGUGGAAGAACAUCUGCUAGCCGUACAGCUUCUACUAGUCCAACUACUGUAAGAAAAUCCUCUGCACCUACAAAACCUACGGUCCAAGAAACUUCUAGACGAGAACCGUCCGACAUAACCGCACCAUCCAUAGCUCCAUUAUUUGCUAUAGAUGAAGAUGGAAACAAAAUAUCAUUAAGUACCAUUGAAAUUUUGGUGAAUGCUACAGCGGAUGAGAUUGCCAAACGGGAGAAUAGGAAAGCUAUCGCUGGACUUACUUAUUUGGUAGCAGAUAUUACAGAUUCUUCGGGGUUCUAUAUUCAGGAUGGCAGGCUUUACGAUGCAGAUGGUCGCACGGCUGUUAAUCAAGAUUCAAAGUUCAUCACAUUUGCUUCCGAAGGAGGAUUGAUAGGAUUUGAGCUCUCCGAAAAUGGCUAUUUGUCUUUCAGAGGAGAAUCGAAUUUCUAUUAUUGUUACUUGGAUGGAGGAAAUACCACUUUCAAGGCAGUUUCCCUUGAAGAUACUGGAUCUUGUAAUGUUACUUCACUUAUAUUGGGAGGCAGUGCUGAUGAAGGAUCUACCAUGAUCACUACUGUGUUCCUCUUCACUGAAACUAGAACCAUCACCGAAUGUUCAUCAACAGUGACCGAUUGUCCAGGCUCCUCUAAAUUCGUUCAUACUAUUACUACAACAUACUGUCCGGACACGGAACCUGGUCCAUAUACAAUCACUUUAUAUGCAGCAGUAGAAACUGGAGAUGGAGGUGAUAUUCAAACUCGUACAUUUAUAACUACAAUAGGCGACACAUCACUUUCUUCUUCUGUUCAAGGAUCUGGGCCAACAGAGAUCCCUACUUUUAAUAGUGCCGGUACUUUAACUCGUGGGUUGGGUUUAGUCAUGGCGGCUUGUAUUAUAUUUUUGCUUUGAUUCUUUUCUUGUUUUGAUUAUUAAAUACUUUGGUAUUAAAAGGAUUUAUUUUUCUUCGAUAAUUGCUUAAAAAAGUACUCUACAA
Messenger RNA from Scheffersomyces amazonensis, 1236 nucleotides. RefSeq lists its product as uncharacterized. Lineage: Eukaryota; Fungi; Ascomycota; Pichiomycetes; Serinales; Debaryomycetaceae. The coding region runs from base 69 to 1151 and encodes 360 amino acids. The record is from RefSeq and is a predicted model, not a curated record. The transcript has a single exon.